AAACGUGAUACAAGCAGGCAACCGCGGGACGCUUCUGCGAAUGCGAUAUGAAUCGCUCCUUUGCUGAUUUCGUUGACGUUUGAGCUGUUUUCUGUCGAGUUUCUUGAGUUCUGGUCAAUUAAAUGUGAUUUCGAAUGAGCCCAAAUGUUUCUAAAGCCUGUCACCCCUUUGCUGUGCACGACAGUCAUACUUGCGGUACUACAGCUGACCUCGGCUGGAAAUGUGGCAGUCAGAAUUGUUAGGGAGACUGCGCCUUAUGGCAUAUUUGGAAGCAACUUCCAACUGAAUCCACGCGACCAAGUCCUUGUGGCAAAGUCAAAACCCGAAAAAUUCGCCGGACCAUCACAUCUGAAGCGCCUGCUUGGAAAAUGCUUCAACUUUUCAACUUCAGACUACCGUUACACCCUCUGCCCUUUUCAAAACAUCACGCAAGUUGAAGACUCUUAUCGCUGGAAUGCGUACAAGGGGGUACUGGGCGUGUGGCAAGGUUGGACAAUUACCAACGGUACGUUUGCAUCGAUGAUCUAUGCUGAAGGCGACUCCUGCGGAGCCAGCAAGCGUUCGGUUCAAGUAACAUUAACAUGCGGAAACCACAGUUCUCUCCUCAACGUCAGCGAGCCGGAACGAUGUAAAUAUGCCGCAGCAUUUGCGACUCCCUUAGUGUGCAGGGACGAUGCGUUGCUCGUGUACCCGAGGCUGAAUGCUACAUUGAGGCAACGUUGGAACGACGUCGAGAGCCAGCGUUUCAAUGACGAGCUCACGCAAAAGGGCUAUGAGAAAGAACUGAACAACAUCUUCCAAGAGGCUGGAUUUCUCAAGCUACCAAAAGAAGAGUCGAUUGUAGCCAAGCCUCAAGCCGCGAGUGACAGCACCAAUGAUACUGGAAGAGCUCCAACACGGUUGACAGACAUUGCCGUCUGCAACGCGGAGUACGAGCAACUGCGUGCCGAAGUCGCAAGUCUUCGGAUGUCAUUAGAAAUGUACCAAAGGAGCUCAACGUUGCCGUCAAUGCCGCCACCUUCUUGAAACAUGGCGACCACCAACGGUCACAAGCUUGUGAUAUGCGCUAAUGCUCAGACUAGUUAGUAUAUUGAGGAAAGUCAUAAAGCCUUAUGUCACAAUGCCAAGCACAGCUGGGAGUGCCCUAUGACGGCGUCGCUUACAACCGCAAGACAGUCUUCGCUGUACAAGAACAACUUUAUUGCCAAAGAAAUAAAAAAAAAAGUUUUCAUAAAACGUCA
Messenger RNA from Ixodes scapularis (black-legged tick), 1241 nucleotides. Its product is annotated as N-acetylglucosamine-1-phosphotransferase subunit gamma. NCBI's taxonomy places the organism in Eukaryota, Metazoa, Arthropoda, Arachnida, Ixodida, Ixodidae. The transcript has 9 exons. Gene Ontology annotation, cellular component: Golgi apparatus. Bases 145 to 1026 code for a protein of 293 amino acids. The record is from RefSeq and is a predicted model, not a curated record.